AUGAAAGGAAAUCUUAAUAUGGAUAAUAAUCAAAUAUUAAAUCUGCCAGCUCCAGCGGGUCCGAAACAACCAACACCAUUAGCUUUCACAGAUUUGAAGUAUCUCCACGUUGCUGGAACAAAUAAAAUGACUAAUAAUCUAAACAUGGACAACAAAAGUAUAAUUCAUUUAAAACCACCAACAAAUGACACAGACGGCGCAACCAAAAAGUAUGUAGAUGACUCAAUACCUGAUACAAGUUCUUUUAUAAAAAAGGAUGGAAGUGUUGCAAUGACUAGUAACCUAAAUCUUGGAAACAAAAAAAUAGUUGAUCUUGCAACUCCAACAUCAAAUACAGAUGCUGCAACCAAAAAGUAUGUGGAUGAUAAUGCUGGAAGUCCAGAUUUAAGUGAUUACUUGGAAAAAGAUGGUACCGUCACUAUGACUGGGGACCUUAAUCUUGGUAAUAAUAAAAUAAAAAAUUUGAGUAAUCCAACCCAUGACAAUGAAGCAGUAACCAAAGAUUACACUGACAAACUAGUUCACAAAACUGCAGUUCAACCAAGUCAUUACAACAACCAGUUUGCUUAUCUUAUGUCAAGUGGGUCUCAAUGGACUGAUGAAAUAGAUAGUGGAAUUAGUUUAAGUAUAGUUAAGAUAGAUGACUUACCACCAAAAAAAGGAAACUUUCACGAUUAUAAUCACAAAGUUAUUUACAUGACUAUAUUCAAGAAUUCCAAAGGUGGAUAUAAGUAUAAGAUGGGAAUCAACUUUUACAGGUUAACUGCAAAUACUGAUUACACAUUGUGUCUGGAAAUACUCAACAUGAAUCAGCACCUUUGGAAUAAGUCUCAAAUAAGUGUUGACAAAGGAACUUCAAGAGGAUUAAGAGCGAAUGUCUGUAAAAAUCGAGCAAAAUCGAAAUUUCGCGGCCACAGUCAAAAAAUCAUUUUCGCUCAUAUCUUGUCCAUAGAUAGGCAUAAGUAAGUAACUAAACGUGGUGUAGUUUGUUUUUCAAAAGGCCGCUUGGAUUUGGAGAAAAUCGACAAAAUCAAUUUUCGUGGUCGGCGACUUGAAAACAACCAAAAUUUAAGGCAAAAUGAGGCGGUCUCAAAACUUCCCUCGCACGCACACAGGAAGAAAGCGGGGUAAAAUAUUUCCCGAUAAAUCAAUUUAUAAAGGGCUCUACUUCUCGUUUGGUGAUGAAUUCUUAUCUCAACGAUAAUCUGGAAGAUAAACAAUGUUAUUUUAGUUUGGGUUCUUUUUCGACUAAACGAAAUUUAAAUUUAGGCUGAAAGUUGCGUUUUAUAUUUUAGGCAUGUGCUACACCUUGGUUUUGCCUGAAACUCAAGUCAUUUGUUAUGUAAACAUUGUGCUAAAACAUAUGUAAGAAUUGGCCUGGGUAAUUAAAUUUGUACUUCACACGAACCUUCUGAAGUUGAAUAAAUUUUGCUUGAAAUAUGAGACUUUUCAAGAAAGUCGGUUGGUUGUUGCUCGACAAGUCACGAUGGCUGGGCUCUCCAAACGAAACUUAACUCACAAUCGCACUUGUAUUAAAGACAUUUGUACUAAAACGAUAAUUUUUGUUACCUCAAAUGCGUUUUCCCGUUCUUGUCAACUGGCAUUGCGCCUUGUCCCAUGCUAAUCAACCGAAGAUCCAAAAACUCGAGGAAACGUGGUGCGUGAAAAUAACCUCAAACAGAACAUGGCCUAUCUUUUCCGCAGUCGCACUUUUACAUCCAUUACCAUUUAAAAAUUCUAGGUCUCACAAAAACUGCGAUUUUGAUAGUGAAACUUUCGGGCUGCCGAUGCCUCUUUGGAUAUAAAAGUCUGGUCAAAAGUGUUGCGUGACAGUAUUCACAGGCUUCCCAAUCUAACCAUUUGAGCGACGCCGUUUUUUUAAUGUUCUUGCCAGAAGUAGCAUAUUAUGCUACUAACAAUCCAAAUCAUGCUUUUUUUUGUUUUUUUCCUAAGUUUUCUUAAAGUGUGCUUCCAUACAAUACUAAAUAAGUCCAAAAACAUCGUUUUUCACGUCAACUUUCCCCCGUUGCCUUGUAUGUGCCUUUGAUUGACUUCAGGCUUCAAUGUCUAGCUAUUUCACCGCGUUAUUACCUAUCGGGCGGCUGUCUUUCCUCUGACAUAUGCAAGUUCCAUUUUUUUGGAUAACAGUUUUCGUAAACAUUCUGCAAUUUUCUUUCAGUAUAUAUAUUUUUUCUAAUCUGAACAUGGUUAUUCGAUCGUCAAACUCUUGUUUCAGUCUGUUUAUAUACAGAGGAACCCCGCCUUGCGACCACCCCGUUUAUACGACCACCUCUUGCCUCAGCUCACCUCCCAUAGUCUUUCACCCAGACAUGAAAAUCUCCGAGUCAUUUUAUUUUGAAGACCUCUUUAAUGCGACCACCUCGGUAUCACGACCAGGAUUUUAUGGCCCAACGCUGGUCGCAUCAACGGGGUUCCACUGUAUUGAAAUUAAUAAUAAUAAUAAUAAUAAUAAUAAUAAUAAUAAUAAUAAUAAUAAUAAUUAAUAAUUGAAAUUAAUGUAAAGAAUUAAAAUUUAGGCCCCACUUAUAUGAAGAAAAUUUGUCUCGAGGAGAAGGGUCACCCGCCUAUCCGUGCUUCCCUUAAUAGGGAGAGGGCAUGAUCUCAGGCUAAGCUUCCCUGGAAAAGGCAACGUUUCACACAUUUCCUUACUGAAAACAUGGCGAACCGUUUAAAUUACAAAAAGUUUGCUCGGCCAGAAGGGUGACCCACUUUGUCCAGUCACCCUUUUGUAAUGGUAGGGUCAGCCUCCUAGCCGGGCCAACGUUUCUCCGUAGGCACUUUACGCGCUUUCCAUUGAACAAAAAUUCCUGUUUGAAAUUUCGGAAAAACCACGUGCCCAGUGGAAGGUGCAUUCCAGUUGCAAAGACCAAACCAAAGCCACCGCGAGUUUGGUUAUCGUGCUUGUAAGCAGGAUACAGAUCAUUGGUCCCAGGGAAAAUAAUUUUGUCAAAUGGAAGGAGACAUUUCGGUCCGAUUGCUAGAUCAAAUCCGAUCCGUAUCGGUAAAGGGCUCGCAUAGCCAAGGCGAGACAAUUAGAGCAUGCGAGAAGGCCGGUUGGGUCAAUUUUUUUUUUUCUCUCGGCUAGGAGGGUGACUCUCCUACACGAGACAGGUUUUCUCCAUAUAAAGGGAAUUAAAACUUUCGGAUACAAAACUUGUAAUAGAGAAGGAAUCAGAAAAAAUUUCAAAAUUCUCAAAAAAAAUAAUAUUGAAGCACUUGUAAUUUCGAUCGAAAAAACUACUCAAGUUGCCCUGUGGAUGACCGAACAGUUGUUAUAAUUAUAUGGCGCCGCACAGAACUUAGUGAUUUAGAUAGCCUAAAUUAAAAGGGUUUUCAAUGUAUUUAAGAGGAAACUGUCGUUGGGUGCCCCUGUCAACUAUCGCCUAACGCUACCACUGCUUUCUUUACCCACAUAGUUUUUUUUCAGUUUUACUCUCGGUCAUUUGCCAUUUUCUGAGUGUGCGCUUUGGUACCGUUCUUGAGACUGAAACUUCUCGAAAGUCCCGAUAAUUAACGGGCCCCUAAAGCUGUUGUUGUUUACAUGCAAGAUAGAAAUUUCAAUAGUUUUGCAUCUAACAUGAUAAAACUAUCAGUUAAUGAAAAAAUGAAGUAUUUUGCCAGCCAGGACCCGCGCUCCUCUUAUUCCUUUCAUUUCGGUUUGAAUAUUUGAUUUCGGGCCCGAAAAGUUAUAGGGACUUUGGACAAACGGGCCCCACCGACCUCCCUGUUUCUCGAAAGUCCCGAUAAUUAAUGCCAAUGAUCCCUUUCGGCAACAGCAAGCCGUUGGUGAAUUAUGCUCACUUCUCGAAAGUCCCGAUAAUUAACGGGCCCGGUAAGUUGUCUCCGUUUACAUUAAAGAUCGAGGUUUUAAUAGUUUUGCAUCUAACAUGAUAAAACUAUCAGUUAAUGAAACAAAAUGGAGUAGUUUGCUAGCCAGGAGCAGCGCUCUUAUUCUUUAUAUUUCGAUUUGAAUAUUUGAUUUCGGGCCCGAAAAGUUACCGGGACUUUCGAGAAACGGGAAACCUGGUCCGUUGUCAAAGGCCGCAAGACGGAAUUUACUGGAAAAGUAAACUUAAUGCUUUUGCCUAAACAGUGUCAUUUUAACGUGAAUUUGAAGACGUCAGGGCCUAACCCAUUGGUAAACACGUUUGAUUCCAGCUUUCUAACUUGCUGUAUCUGCGGUAUAUCUUCUUGGUGUCAGAUUUUAAAGCUUGUUUGAGUAGCCGAGCAUGCUGUAAGGAGGAACUGAAAUUGUCUGAUAUACUUUGACAUAUCUUUUGGUAAAGGAAUGAGAGACGAACAGGUCAGCGUUCUAGACCCCAGGUUUCUUUCAUUGUAUAUAUUCGAUACUAGAAACUGAAACUCAUGCCUUAAGUCUUCACACUCAAGGAGAGGUUUGUAGACUUGAAAAUAGCGCUACGUCAUCUACCACUUCACAAGGCCGCCCUGCCUGGAUAGCAUUUCCCCAAUAACUUUGCAAUAUUUUCUUAGUUGCGUUUGCUAAUGUAAGUUUUUAAUGCUGGUUAGCCUGUGCAAGCAUUUGAAAAGGGGAGACAGGGUUUAGAGCGAAUUGCUUACCUAACAUCCUUGACCAAGAGUUACAGCGUAACCCUUUCGAUGGAUUCUUCUAUCCCCUCAACGGUCUUACCAUCGGAGUCUUACUAGGUAGUACCCAACUAAGAUUCAGAGCUACCCUUCCCCAAAAUAUACAUACGAAAUAACGUGAUUUUUUUAUUGUGAUUCUUCACUCAAAACAAAAAACGCUUCCGAGAUCAUUUAUCCAGGUUGUUCAAAGUUUAAAACCUACGAAGUGUUCGUGUGUACUGGCAGGGUGUAUGAUUUUGAUGUUUUCCAAAUUCCUUAAUAGUCAUUGCUUUUAUCACACGCGCAGGUGUCCGAAAAACUGACCACCACUUUACACUUUUAAAUCAAGUACUGUUGGCAGCCAGACUAUGCAACCCUUCAGUUGUUGUAUAAUUGAACAAAUAACUUUGGAAACAUCAAAGAAAUGUAUAAACAAUUUUGUUGGCUGUUCGAAGGAUGGUUUUCGUUGUCACGCAACACCACUCCUUGUCUUCUCACACUUCCGUCCCUGUACGUUGUAACUGAUUCUAUUAAAUGGUAAGAACAUCUUUCAAAUCGCCGAAAAUGUCUUAAAAACAUAUUUUUCUUGUGAAAUAUUUUGUUCAACCACCUUAAGAAUUUAGAUCAUAACGCUCAUUCGGUUUGAGUGACAUUUUAAUAACCUGGCCCAUCUUCAAUGACCUCUCGUUAGAGGUCAAAUUACAAAAUGCCUUAGCGCCAGCAGAAUUUUGGAGCUCGAGAGUAGAAAAAGUAAAGCAAGUGUCCCAAACUAUAAAAGUAAGUUAACUUCUAUUGCAUGUUGGCAAAUUAACUAUCGUACUAUAGAGGUACACCAGGUUUCUUCUCAAGAAGUGCCAAUGAUCCCUUUCGGCAACAGCAAGCCGUUGGUGAAUUAUGCAAAUGCGUCAUAUUUUUUGUUCAAGUUCAGAAGGUUCGUCUGAAGCGCAAAUUAAAUUACCCAAGCCAGUUCUUACAUAUGUUUUAGUACAGUGUUUAACUAACUUAUAGCUUGAGUUUCAGGAAAAACCAAGGUGUAGCACAUGCCUAAAAAUUAAAUCGCGACUUAAGGUCUAAAUUUAAACUUCGUAGAGUUGAAAAAGAACCAAAACUAAAAUAAAAUUGUUUACCUUCCACAUUAUCGUUAAGAUAAGAAUUCACCGCCAUACUAGGGCUAAAACCCUUUAUAAAUUGAUUUAUCGGGGAAUAUUUUACCACGCUUUCUUCCUUAUUGCGUGCGAGUGAAGUUUUGAGACCGCCUCAUUUUGCCUCAAAUUUUGGUUGUUUUCAAGUCGCCGACCACGAAAAUUGAUUUUGUAGAUUUUCUCCAAAUCCAAGCGGCCUUUUGAAAAACAAACUACACCACGUUUAGUUACUUACUAAUAAGUAUGUAUGGACAAGAUAUGAGCGAAAUUCAAUUUUUGACCGUGGCCGCCGGUUGCUCGAUUUUUACAGACAUUCGCUCUUAACAAUUGGAAAUGUUAGUGUAAGUAAACUAUCCCAUAGGUAUCUUGAUUUAAAAAAUCAACCAAAAUUUAUGUAUUAUCACAGAAUAAUAGUUAAUUUCCGGAAGUUGUCAUAUGGUAAUAAGUUUUUUCUUCACAUUUUGGUUAAUAUUCCUCAGGAAGGAACUGACCUAGCUGCGUACCCGUGGCAGUUUUCAGGAGUUUAUAUAAUUACUUAUGGAAUUGUGGGUACAUUUAGCAAUAUCGAUCCAGAUAAAGUUUACGACUAUCACACCGCAUUUGAUAUUAAACCAACAGAAGUAGUGUAUAAUGUUGAUAUUAAUGCAAAUCAAAAAGAAAUUAAAAAUAUCAAACUUGACCGAAACCGUGAUAAUAGUGCUGCAACAGUUGCAAUGGUAAAAGAGUUAAUUCCUUUUACCAAAAAUGCUUUGUACAGAAAAUACUUUAAUGAGUUCUAUGACUUUGCUGAUGCAGAUAGUUAUGGAAUAAAUAUAGGUUCAUCUGGAGUUAUUAUUAAUUCUUUAAAACCUAAUAUUACACUACCACCAAAUAAAGACCUAAGUGAAAUAGCAGAAAAAGGGUUACAUGUUAAUGGUUAUGAUGUGACUUUUUCUCCUUCACAUUCUUCAGUAGAUACUUUAUGUAUUGUUUUUAGUCAUUGGAGAAAUAGGAGUUUUACCCUAACUAAAUAUUUAUCAACAAACAAUAACAUUUUAGUAAAAUUGGAUUAUAAUAAAUCAAACAAUAAAGUAACUUUAACUGUCAAUAAAACAACUCAAAAUUUUACCAUGCUAAGUAGUUUUAAUGCAAAAAUAAUUGUUUUAUGGCUAACAGAAAAUUUUAGUGCAAAUGUUACAAAAGUUUCAAUAAGUAACUACAGCUCAACAUUAACUAUACCAACCGUUCAAUACAAUGCUAAUCAACGUUGGAAGUUUACAACUGAAGAUGGAAUGUUAAUUAGAUUAAUGUACUCUCCAAACUUUUACGACACUGACUCUACUCAAUUUCAUAAAGUAAUGCUUCAGGAAAAGUUAAAUGGAUCUUAUAUAGUAUAAAUAUAAAUGAAGGAUAUCUUUGAAUUUAAUCACAUAGAUAAAUCUCUGUCAGAAUCAAACGUUAAAACUCUCAAAGACUUUUACAAACAUUAUCAUAAGAAAUACUGGUGUUUUAAAAAGUGUUAUAAGAGUUACAAAUUUCUUGAUGAAGUUUUUACAAUCUCUGGAAUAUGCCUGGUUGCAAUAGGAACUAUUACUGGCGGGAUUACACUAAACCCUGUUGUUCUAGGAGUUGUAAAUGGCGCUGGGGUUAUAGUAGCGGGAAUUGGAAAGAAAAAAAAUUAUAAGAGAAAAAUUGAAAUGUCGAGAAUUGCAUUUACUACUUAUGAAAAAGUACUCGUUGAACUUCGUGCAGCUCUUAGAGGUGAUGAGUGGAAUAAAGAAGAGUUUGUUGACCGUAUGAAGUUGGUAGAUGAAAUGAUAAUUGAUCAGUCUCCUAUAGCAGAUAGAUUUGUUAGUAGGUAUAAUGAAAAAUUUAAUAUAAAGGUUUAA
Messenger RNA from Porites evermanni, 7615 nucleotides. NCBI's taxonomy places the organism in Eukaryota, Metazoa, Cnidaria, Anthozoa, Scleractinia, Poritidae. The record is from the annotation of a GenBank genome assembly.